AUGGAUGAUAGCUAUAAGCAUAAAGACGGUCUCCUGUUAGGCAAGCAUGGACCCCUAGGACCGAAAAGAAAAAACAACCAGGUCUCUUUCAACCUGGAUCAAAACCAGUGCGUAGAAUUCUCCCAUUCGGACAAACCUAUAUCGCGUGCCAAACGAAUUCAAGGCUAUAUCAGUUCAACGGGUGCAGCUCCGGGUGAAGGUUCCAUCCACCAUGCACCAAUGUCCCGACCAAUACCAUCUCGAACUGGUUGGACACGAGAGAUACAUCCGCUCGGUUGGAAUAACCGGUUAGCCGCGAAAACAUCCGGUCCCGGUGGGGAGAUGAAUAAUAUUAAUCGUGCCAAUCUAACCUAUGCAACCGCGUGGAAUAGUGGUGGAUCCGCAUCGUGGACUGCGGGCACGAUGCAAUCACCUCCACCCCCGUGUCGAACCACGAGUAGGGGUGCUGCACUCCCGUCAAACACCACAUUGAUCUUUCAACCGACCUCGUUGAAAACAAUAAAAACGCUCCCAGGACAGCAGAAACGAAAUUCCCUCUAUCGAGAUGGCAAAGAAUCACAAUUAUUCUCUGACAUUGAAUUCUACGAACCCGAAGCACAACCGAUGUAUGCGCAAUCGCCAUUCCGUCAAGAAAUUCGACAUCAGUUGCCCAUCGAUAUGUUUCACCGAAUACCUUGA
This is a messenger RNA of Echinostoma caproni, 678 nucleotides long. NCBI's taxonomy places the organism in Eukaryota, Metazoa, Platyhelminthes, Trematoda, Plagiorchiida, Echinostomatidae. The record is from the annotation of a GenBank genome assembly.